GGUUUUCAUAUAUCUGAAAGUUGGAACAAAUACAAAUACAACUAGUCCAGCCCAUGUCUGGAGGCAGUCUCCGGGAUGGUGUCCAGCAAGCUUGUAGCUACUAUGCUUGUGAUGUACAUAGCGACCAUGCUGGCUGCCCAGACAGAAGGCUUUGUCCCCAUUUUCACAUACAGUGAUGUCCAGAGAAUGCAGGAGAAGGAAAGGAAUAAAGGGCAAAAGAAAUCUCUGAGAGUGCAGCACAGAUCAGAGGAGGGGGAUCCUAUUGCUCUCCUGGAGUUCAAGAAGGAGGAAGAGAAUGAAAUGAUCAAGCUGACUGCUCCUGUAGAAAUUGGAAUAAGGAUGAACUCCAGGCAGCUGGAAAAAUAUCGGGGCGUCCUGGAAGAGCUGCUGACUGAGGUGUUGCUGUCCACCCAGAACGUGAAUUGAUGGGCUCUGCCACAGAAGAGUGUGGACAAAACCCUAUGUUUUAGAAACCCGACAGUGAAGCUGUGGACAGGUGCCUGACCCACUCCUGGAUUUCAAUUUAAGAAGAAAACACACAAUCCAA
Messenger RNA from Phascolarctos cinereus (koala), 547 nucleotides. RefSeq names its product motilin (gene MLN). Gene Ontology annotation, molecular function: hormone activity; motilin receptor binding. Gene Ontology annotation, cellular component: extracellular region. The record is from RefSeq and is a predicted model, not a curated record. NCBI's taxonomy places the organism in Eukaryota, Metazoa, Chordata, Mammalia, Diprotodontia, Phascolarctidae.